AAAUGGCAUCCGAAUAAAUUAAAAUAAGUUCUUAACAGAAGACCUUUCGCUGAGUGGCGUGACGAUGCCGGUGACGUCAUAGAAAUAGUGUCAUAGCAAGUGUGAACUACCAAGUACGCUGCUGCCGUUUGGGAGCUGAGAACAAUUCAAUACAUUGGUGAGAUAUUGGCGGAUUAAAAAGAAAUAAAAUGACGAGUUCUGUCACUCGCACCACCUCCAGGCAGAUUGAGACGAAAAUGUUGAAAGAGGAGCGAGAAUAUGACUACUUGUAUGAUCCAGUUUACACCGUGUCAUCAGAGGUCGACCAUGCUAGAUCCAGUUUUAAAAGUUUUAAGGGUCAAGUUAUUAAAAUGCCAUCGUUUGAGUCCAUGUUCAGCAAUGAAAGGGUGACUUUCCGGCUGGACCCAAAAGGUGACCUGGUGCCGGCAUUUGUGGACCGUCGAUGGCGUGGACACGCAGAACGACACCAGCAGGCCCUGCAGCAACUGGCCGGGGUGAUCCCAAAUGUUCAGCCUUUGAUGAAAAGGGAAGAGUGCCAGUUGAGUGGAGCUGAUCACUGGAAGUAUUAUAAAAGACCUCAUCUUCCAUAUGUGGAACAGAUUGCCUUGGAUGUGAAUCGUGAUGCUUAUCAAGAAGACUCUAGAGAAACUAGAGGUAGACCUAACACCCUGGACCCCCCUACCCACUUCACAGUGGCGGUCCAGACAGACUACAGGGAGAGUGAAGCACAGACGGACCCCUACACUCCUGACUAUUUGCUACAGUGUGGCACCACCCCUUCAGAGCUGCUGACCUUGGCGUCUUUCACCUGGGAGCGAGGUCUGCCGGCCAGUAUAGAAGAAGUGGAAAUGAUCGAGCGAGCGCGGGCAAGGCGGGUCUAUGAGGAGAGAUUUCCUUCGCUUAAUGACGUCGAUCAGCUGCACAAAAGGAGGCGUAUGAUGGAGAUAAUGGAGGCCAAAGAGUGGGCUUUCAGAGAAGGCAAAAUACAGAAGUUGCAGGACGCUCGUCUGGCCGUGCUGGGGGAGAUGUUGCAGCAGAGAGACCACGCCGAGGUGGCCUUCACCAAAGAGAGACUCAAUAAUAUUUACUCCAAACUUCUCAAAGAGAAGGAGACCAAGCUCCACAAGGUUGACAAGGACCACAUGAGAUCAAUGAGGAAGCUGGAGGCCAAGAGGAGAAACAUGGAGGCGAUUAUCAAGCAGCUUGGCACUUGUAAAGACUACAACAUUUACUCUUCUUUGACUAGUGCAUCACGAGCCUGCGGGGACAAAGUCAAGAAAAGUCAAAGUUAUGAAUUCAAACGCUUGGAGACUUACGACGGCUCGUUCAAUCAAGUGCACAAACCCGCCGACCCGUAUAAGCAGCAGAAGAAGUACGCCAAAGCCAAACUCAACAUGAGCAAAGUCAUCAUAAGGCCGCCCGAGAGCAGAAGAAGCUUUCUGUUACAGAAGUACAAGGACCUGAAGGAGGAGCUGGCUAAAUAUCUCGUCAAGAAGGAAAAGCCUGCUCCUCGUCCUGUUACCCCCACUGUGGAGGAGCCCCCAGAGGGCGAGGAAGAGAAGGAGCUGGCAGUCAUCCAUCUGCAGAAACUACUGAGAGGAAGAAGCAUACAAACUGAGAUAUUUAACGACAAAGAGAACCACCUGGACCUUAUCAAGGAACUGAGGACCACACACGCCCUGAGAGCAAAGGAACAGCGGAUGCAGGAGGCCGACAAAGAACUGGUCUUGGCCCUCAAAGAGGAGCGAGAAAAGUUGCGACUUAAGAGGUCGCGCGAGGAGGCUUCCCGCGCUGCAGCCGUGGGCGCUGAGCUGGAGUACGCCUUCGACACUUUGUCCAAGGAGCUGAUCCGUCUCCAGGAGGAGCGCCGCAUCCACGCCUUCACCCUGCUGGCCGAGAGGGAGCGUCUGCGCAGGGAGGCCGAGGAGAGCGGGAAGAGGCAGACCGAGGAGCGCCGACGAAUGGAGGACGACGAGAUCUUCAGACAAGUGGUGCAGGUCCACCAGGAAACGGUGGACUUGUACUUUGAGGACGUCAUCCUGGACACAAUGGAGAUAACAGCAGACCAGCAGGCCAGAGAGGAGAUCCGCAGGGUGGCCAAGGAGGUCAAUGACAUUGCCUACGCCAUCGAGGAGAGCCGCAACAACCUUCAGUCAGAGGAGAUCGUGUCGGAAUUGGUGUACAGCUUCUUGAUCCCAGAAGUGGAAAAGAUCAGCGUCAGGCAGAGAGUGCAAGAGAGACAACGCAGACACCUGCUGGCGGUCCGCAGCAUCGUGGAGGGUCUGCCGCAGCCGCAGAUCCAGUCGAGCACGAUGGGCACGCCGCAGGUGACCCGCUUCUCUGAGGUGGCGGCCCAGAAAGCCUUGGACCAGAUGCUAGACCCGGAUCAGAGCGAGGACGCGGCCGAAUAACGCAAAGGUUACACUGUCGCUUGUAACAUCCAAUACAAGACUUGUAUCAAAAAUGAGGUAACAAGAUAAUGCUCAUGUUUCAUGACAAUACCAGAUAUUCAUUUGACAUGUUUAUUAAUAACUUUCACGCCUUAUGACUUGCUGGCAUGACUUAAGAUGCAGUCGCUCUAAUCUUUUUUUCCUGUGAGCCCACUUGUUGUUGUCUCAUUUUUCCACAUAGUCUUAUUCUACUUUAGAUGUCACACCUGUAAACAUACAGUGGGUACGGAAAAUAUUCAGGCCCCUUUACACUUGUCACUCUGUUUCAUUGCAGCCAUUUGCUAAAAUCAAAAAAGUUCCGUUUUAUUUCUCGUCAAUGUACACUCAGCACCCCAUAUUGACAGAAAAAAACUGAAAUGCAGAAAUGUUUGCAAAUGUAUUAAACUGAUCAAUCACAUGGUCGUAAAUAUUCAGACCCUUUGCUCAGUAAAGUGGAAGCACCUUUUGAGCAAGUGCAGCCUUAUUAGUCUUCUUGGGAAUGAUGCAACAUGUUUUUUUACACCUGGAUUUGGUGAUCUUCUGCAGUGUCUGUCAGGUUGGAUGGUAAAUGUUGGUGGACAGCCAUUUUCAGGUCUCUACAGAGAUGCUCAAUUAAGUUUAGGUCAGGGUUCUGGCUGAGCCAGUCAAGAAUGAUCACAGUGUUGUUACAAAGCCACUCUUUUGUUAUUUUUAGCUGUGUGUUUAAGGUCAUUGACAUGUUGGAAGGUGAACCUUCGGCCCAGUUUGAGGUCCUGAGCACUCUGGAAGAGGUUUUCUUCCAGGAUAUCUCUGUUCAUCUUUCCUUCAAUUGUAACCCGUCACACCCCCAUAGCAUGAUGCUGCUGCCACCAUGUUUCACUGUUGGGAUUGUAUUGGGCAGGUGGUGAGCAGUGCCUGGUUUUCUUCACACAUACCGCUUUGAAUUAACACCAAAAAGUUCAAUCUUGGUCUCAUCAGACCAGAUGUGUUUUUUUGGCAAACUCGAUGCUUAUAUGUGUUGCACUGAGGAGAGGCUUCAGUCGGGCCACUCUGCCUUGGAGGUGGAGGGCUGCAGUGAUAGUUGACUUUGUGGAACUUUCUUCCAUCUCCCUAAUGCAUCUCUGGAGCUCAGCCACAGUGAUCUUUGGGUUGGCCGGACGACCAGUACUAGGAAGAGUUGAGGUUGUCCCAAACUUCUUCCAUUUAAGGAUUCUGAAGGCCACUGUGUUCUUAGGAACCUUGAGUGCUGCAGAAAUGAUUUAGUAACUUUGGCCAGAUAUGUGCCUUGCCACAAUUCUGUCUCUGAGCUCCUUGGGCAGUUCCUUCCACCUCAUGAUUCUCAUUUGCACUUCUUCUUCUUCUUCUUUUGUUUUUUUUUAUGGCGGUUGGCAAGCAACCUUGUGGUGUGCAUUACCGCCACCUACUGUAAUGGAGUGUGAACCGAGAUGGAUCCCUAUUCUAUAUUCUUUUAUUUAACCCAGUGUUUUAUAAAUACCGUAUUUUUCGGACUAUAAGUCGCAGUUUUUUUCAUAGUUUGGCGAGGCUCCAGUGCGAUUAAUGUUUUUUUCCUUCUUUAUUAUGCAUUUUCGGCAGGUGCGACUUAUACUCCGAAAAAUACGGUAUGUGUAUAUUGCUUAAUAUCCUAUAUGUUCUGAAUUCAAUCCUAAUAUAUCUUCCACUGCUAACCUAAUAUUUUCUUUCGCUAACUUACUUUCCAGUAUUUCCCUUUCUCUAUUAUAUUUUCUACAAUUUAUUAUUAAAACAUGUCCUACACUUUCUAUCUGUUGGCAAGAAUCACACAGUCCUGUUGUAUGUUUCCUUAUCAAUUUUAAUGAACUAUUUAAGUAUGUAUGUCCUAAUCUCAUUCUAGUAAUGUCUUCUUCCUUUCUAUUUCUAUUACACCUACUCUCCUCUGAACUUUGUAAUACUCUCUACCUUUUCUUUCCUUAUUCCAAUUAUCCUGCCACUUUUUAUUGUGUUCUAUCUUAAUUGUGUUCUUCACUUCUUCUUUACUGUGCUUAAUCUCCAUGUUUACUUCUGUUUUAUUAGUUGCUUGUUUUGCGUAUCUAUCAGCAAAUUCAUUCCCCACAACUCCUACAUGAGCAGGAACCCAAAGAAAUGUUACCAUACCUCCCGCUUUAUUUAUUCUGCAUAUUGCCUGAACUAUUUCAUAAACUAGAUCUUGUCUUGUUUCUGAUGCGAUGUUUUUAAUGCUGAUCAGCACUGCUGGAGUCCGGGCACACGACUGCUUUCCUUGCUUUAUUUUCCUCUAUCCAGUUAACUGCCGUAUAAAUUGCAAUCAAUUCCCCCGUAAAAACAGAUAACUUAUCACUGAUUAUUUUACUAAGUACUAUGUUUCCUUGUGGGAUAACUGCUGCAGCUCCUAUUUUACUACUUAUAUUUUUUGGUGCAUCUGUGUAUAUUAUGAUGUCUAAAACCGUUUCCUCAAUCCAUUGUUCUAUCUGGUAACUAUUUAAAUUUCUAUUCUUUAGUAAUUGCUUGUUUACCUUUGGGUUUUCAUACAACCACGGUGGUAUUGCAGGGAUUGGUACUGUAGGGCUAACUUUAAUAUUGUCAAUUUGAGCUUUAUUACUGUAUUUUUCGGACUAAACGUCGCAGUUUUUUUCAUAGUUUGGCCGGGCUCCAGUGCGACUUGUUUUUUUCCUUAUUUAUUAUGCAUUUUCGGCAGGUGCGACUUAUACUCCG
Messenger RNA from Nerophis lumbriciformis (worm pipefish), 5114 nucleotides. RefSeq names its product cilia and flagella associated protein 91 (gene cfap91). The record is from RefSeq and is a predicted model, not a curated record. Lineage: Eukaryota; Metazoa; Chordata; Actinopteri; Syngnathiformes; Syngnathidae.